Messenger RNA from Cyanistes caeruleus (blue tit), 1265 nucleotides. The record is from RefSeq and is a predicted model, not a curated record. NCBI's taxonomy places the organism in Eukaryota, Metazoa, Chordata, Aves, Passeriformes, Paridae.
UCUAAAAUGAAUUUUUUUUGUUUGUUUGUGAUCUUACAGGGCAUUUGAUACUCUUGCAAAAGCAUUAAAUCCAGGAGAGAGCUCAGCAUGCCAGAACUCUGAAAGUGUUGAUGCCAGUGCACAGGUGCUUGGUGGAGAAACAAACAUGAACAUCGUUGAAAUAGAGGGGCCACUACUCAGUGAUGCUCAUGUAGCAUUCAGGCUCACCAUGCCUUCUCCUAUGCCUGAUUAUCUUAAUGUUCACUAUAUUUGCGAGUCUGCCUCCAGAUUGCUUUUCUUGUCCAUGCACUGGGCACGUUCCAUUCCAUCUUUCCAAGCUUUGGGACAGGAUAACAGCAUAUCAUUAGUAAAAGCCUGCUGGAAUGAACUUUUUACGCUUGGUCUAGCACAAUGCUCACAAGUUAUGAAUGUGGCAACGAUCUUAGCUGCUUUUGUUAAUCACCUUCAAGGCAGUUUACAACAAGAUAAGCUGCCAACAGACAGAGGAAGACUAGUAAUGGAACAUGUCUUCAAAUUGCAAGAGUUUUGUAACAGCAUGGUUAAGCUGUGUCUAGAUGGAUAUGAAUAUGCAUAUUUGAAAGCAAUUGUCCUCUUUAGUCCUGAUCACCCAGGUCUAGAAAAUGUGGUACAGAUUGAGAAAUUUCAAGAAAAAGCUUACAUGGAGUUCCAAGACUACGUAACAAAGGCGUAUCCAGAUGAUACUUACAGACUGUCUAGACUUCUUCUCCGAUUGCCUGCUCUUAGGCUGAUGAGUGCUGCCAUCACUGAAGAGCUGUUCUUCGCAGGACUAAUUGGAAAUGUUCAGAUUGACAGCAUCAUCCCAUACAUUCUGCGAAUGGAGACAGCAGACUACAACUCUCAGAUCAUAGGUCAUGGCAUGUAAAAGUAGCAGUCCAGGAUUCUGUACCAUGGCAAUCAUGGUAAUGUAAAUGCAUACCCUGUCUCCAAGAGAUGGUCAUAAGACUUCCAACGCACCUUUCCAAAGAAGGCUCAUAUUCCUCCUUUCCAGUACACUUGGGAAACAUGGUGGAGUGUAGUAGGAUAUAGGAUCACUUGCUGUUCUUCGUCUGUCUUCAAGAACUUGUAAAUUAUCUUGAUAUCUGAAGAAAGUCAAGAAUUGUCCAUCCUAUUUUUGUAGGUAGACGGACUUGGAAUAUUUGUUUAUGAAGCUCAGGCUUACGAGGAAAUUGAAGAUGCUUUGACUGAACUAAGGUAUCUCAAUUUAGUUUGAUGUUUUAGACAAAUAAAUUAACUUUCCUCUCUGA